UACUGGCGUAGACUCCCAUAAUGCAACGCACAUGACUGGUGGGAAGAUGGCGGAGGGAGGAGUGGCUGAUUUGGAGAUUCAGCGAGCCGAAAUUGCUGCACUUUUGAAAACUCCGCUUCGGAAAGGAGACAUCUGGUACUUGGUGGAUAGUCGUUGGUUCAAACAGUGGAAAAAGUAUGUUGGCUUUGACAACUGGGACAAGUACCAGAUGGGAGAUCAGAAUGUUUGUCCUGGAUGCGUGGAUAACUCUGGACUUCUUAAAGAUGAUGACCCGCAGUCUCUUAAAGAGCAUCUUAUCGAUGAACUGGAUUAUAUUCUGGUGCCUACGGAAGGGUGGAAUAAACUUGUCAGUUGGUAUGGAUUGAUGGAUGGCCAGGACCCAAUAGCUCGAAAGGUUGUUGAACAAGGAAUGUUUGUGAAGCACUGCAAGGUGGAAGUGUAUUUAACUGAGCUAAAGCUGUGUGAGAAUGAAAAUAUAAAUAACACUGUAACACGGAGAUUUAGCAAAGCUGACACAAUAGACAAAAUUGAAAAAGAGAUGAGGAAGAUUUUCAGUAUUCCAGAUGAAAGAGAGACCAGAUUGUGGAAUAGGUACAUGAGCAAUACCUAUGAACCUUUAAACAAACCUGACAGCACCAUGCAGGAUGCAGGGUUGUACCAUGGUCAGGUUUUAGUGAUAGAACAGAAGAAUGAUGAUGGGACUUGGCCAAGAGGUCCUUCAACACCAAAGUCCCCAGGUGCAUCCAAUUUUUCAGCUUUACCAAAGAUCUCCCCUUCAUCUCUAUCAAAUAAUUAUAACAGCAUCAGCAACAGAAAUAUGAAAAAUUCCAACUAUUGCAUGCCUUCCUAUCCCACUUAUAAGAGCUACGACUAUCAAGAGCCAGGAAGGUGCAAUGAACAACCUGGCCUCUGUGGCUUGAGUAACUUGGGCAACACAUGUUUUAUGAAUUCUGCAAUUCAGUGUUUGAGCAAUACACCACCUCUUACUGAAUUUUUCCUCAAUGACAAGUAUCAAGAGGAGCUAAAUUAUGAUAAUCCUUUAGGAAUGCGAGGAGAAAUUGCAAAGUGCUAUGCUGAGCUUAUCAAGCAGAUCUGGUCAGGAAAAUACAGUUAUGUAACACCCAGGGCAUUUAAGACUCAGGUGGGACGUUUUGCACCCCAGUUUUCUGGAUAUCAGCAGCAAGAUUCUCAAGAACUACUGGCCUUCCUUUUAGAUGGUUUACAUGAAGAUUUAAAUAGGAUUAGAAAAAAGCCAUAUAUUCAGCUUAAAGAUGCAGAAGGAAGGCCCGAUAAGGUUGUUGCAGAGGAAGCCUGGGAAAACCAUAUAAAACGGAAUGAUUCCAUUAUUGUAGAUAUUUUUCAUGGUCUUUUUAAAUCUACUUUAGUGUGCCCCGAAUGCUUUAAGGUAUCUGUAACAUUUGACCCAUUUUGUUACCUAACUCUUCCACUACCCCUUAAAAAGGAACGUAAUUUAGAAGUUUGUCUGGUUCGACUGGAUCCACUAAUAAAGCCUAUGCAGUACAAAGUAACAGUUCCAAAAAUGGGCACUAUUAUGGAUCUUUGUAGAGCACUUUCCGCUUUAUCUGAUGUACCUGCAGAUAGGGUGAUAGUUACAGAUGUAUACAAUCACAGAUUUCAUAGAAUUUUUGCAGCAGAUGAAAACUUGAGUAGCAUCAUGGAGAGGGAUGACAUCUACAUAUUUGAGAUGCCAGUUAAUAGGUUAGAAGACAAUGACCAAGUGGUUAUUCCUGUGUACCUAAGAGAACUGUAUCGACAGACAACCUACAGCCAUAGCAGUGGUUCUUUGUUUGGGUUGCCAUUUCUAAUAGCAGUGCCUCGAAACCUAACUGAAGAAAAACUUUAUAACUUUUUAUUGCGUAGAAUGUGCCGAUUUGUGAAAACAUCUGCCGACUGUGAAGAAAUUGAAGGAACUGUACAGUGUUUUAAAGAAGAUGGCAUCAAUGGCUUGAAUGGAGUACAUGAUGAAGGUUCUCCAAGUGAAAUGGAGACAGAUGAACAAGAUGAUGAGUCCAGUCAAGAUCAAGAAUUGCCAUCGGAAAAUGAAAACAGCCAAUCAGAAGACUCUGUAGGUGGAGAUAAUGACUCUGAGAAUGGAAUACUUAGUGAUGAUAUUUGUAAAGGUCAGCAAACUACGGGACACAAAAAACAGUUGUUUACAUUCCAGUUUAUUAACUUUGGCAACAGUGACCUUAUCUACAUCAAAGAUGAUACACGACAGAUCCAAUUUGAUGAUAGACAUCUGAGACUAGAUGAGAGAUCAUAUCUUGCUUUGGACUGGGAUCCUGAAGUAAAAAAGAGACAUUUUGACGAUAAUUCAGCAGAGGAUUGUGAGAAACAUGAAAGUGUGGAGUAUAAGCCUCAGAAAAAAGCUUUUGUGAAGUUAAAAGAUUGCAUUGAACUUUUUACCACAAAGGAGAAGUUAGGUGCAGAAGACCCAUGGUAUUGUCCAUACUGUAAGAAGCAUCAGCAGGCCACAAAGAAAUUAGACUUGUGGUAUUUACCGCCAGUGCUUGUGGUCCAUCUAAAGCGGUUUUCCUACAGUAGGUACAUGAGAGACAAGCUGGACACUUUAGUGGAUUUUCCCAUAAAUGACCUAGAUAUGCUUGAGUUCCUUAUCAACCCAAAUGCAGGUCCAUCUUGUUAUAACCUAAUUGCAGUUUCUAACCACUAUGGAGGAAUGGGAGGUGGACAUUAUACUGCUUUUGCAAAGAACAAAGAUGAUGGAAAAUGGUAUUACUUUGAUGACAGUAGUGUUUCAACUGCAUCAGAAGAACAAAUAGUGUCCAAAGCAGCAUAUGUGCUUUUCUACCAGAGGAAGGACACAAUCAGUGGAACUGGCUAUUUUGCUCUUGAUCGUGAAUCUACCAAAGGUGCAUCAGCUGCUGUAGGAAUACCCAUUGAUAGUGAUGAAGACUGUAAUGAAAAUGAACAAGAAAAUGAUGAUAUUGAAAAUGAAAACUGUAUGCACACCUACUGACAAGAAUCCAGGACAGACAAGACUUCUGAAUUGUGUAUCGCUGCCAAGUUUGUCUAGUAACUACUGAAACAAUUUCUGAAAAUGGGGGCAGUUCAGAAAUAAAAACUUUCAGCCAUUGUUUUAGGCUUUCAUGCUAGAAGUAUGAAUAUUCUGAAACACAGCUGACCUUGUUAAAAAGAAUAAGAUGAUGGAGUCUGGUGUAUGAGGAGGCUCAUAAAUAUAUCCAAGAUUGCCUCAUCUGCCCCCAUAUCUCUCAGCUGCUGUUUUUGAUAGAUUUUUUUUAUUUGGUUUUGAUAUAGUUUAAUUGAUGUAAGUUAAUGUAUGUUAAUGUCACACAUUAUUUUUGUGUUUAUCUUUCAAGAAAAGCACUGGUGUCGAACCAUUAUUUCUUUUGCUUGAUCAUUUUAGACUGUCACAAUUUUGCACAACUAUGUGAGGUAAUGUAGCAAUUUAAUGAGUGCCACUGGUACUGCAUUUAUAUUCACUGUGCACCCUCAGUUAUCAGAGGCCCUGGACUGGCAUUUUUAACCUUGAGCUCUUGUAAUUUAAAAUAAAUUAUGCCGGUCUCUGUUACAGUGAAGAUUAAAGCUAAAGAACAUAUUAGGAUGACAUUUUGAUGCACAUUUUUUUGUUUUAGAUUACCCCUUGUAUGUUUGUUCUUUUUGUAUAUAACUGCUGGCUGUAGCAGUUACUGUCACCAGAAAAAUUAUGAAUAUUUAGUGUAGCACCUGUGUUUUCGCAAGUAAUUCCAUCUUUGUAUGUGUCCAUUUUCACAUCUUAUUUGUGAAGAUUUUUUUGUUUUUGCCAUCAUAAUCCCUGAAAACAAUUGAGCUUAAAUAUUGAAUGUUCAGAACAGCUGAUGUUUGAUGUAAACCUGAAAACAGCCUUAUUAAAGAGAGUGCUUUUUAUAUUUUAAAUGCAGAUGAAUUCUAAUAUAAAGUCAGUAUGGAGAAUGUUAGUAGACAAAAGAUUUAAGGGGUAAUCUAGCAAGAAAAAAACAUAGGUCAUACAUUUUAUAUUAACAUUCAGUACUGUUUUAAUUGUUCAAGACUAGAAUGUUUUAAUUUUUUAAAUACUGGAGUAUGGGCUUGGCAUCCUGGAGUACUUUACAUAAACACCUAAACCAAACCAAACCUAUUUGCCAUACUAUUAUCUGUGUUUAGCCCCAGAGCUUCUAAACUGUUAUAGUAUGAUUGAAAGUCUGACACUGAUUUGAAAUUUUGCUUCACUUUUAGUUUUGCCUCCAGAAGUUUCUCUCUUCAGAAAUGUUCUUUACUAGGAUUUGAUUCUAAUAUAUCAGUACAGCAUAUUCAUAUAAGUUUUUUGUUGUGGCUUCUGGUAUGGAACGUUGAUUUGAAGAGGUAUGCAGCAAAUCUGAAGAAGGUUUUAUGAUACCUAUCAAAUUACUAAAUUACAAAUGUAUUUUUUUGUGGUGCGCAUGUGUUUGCACACAUGUACUUGUGGGUGUUUCUGAAUGGAUUCACCUUAGCCUUAGAACUUUAUCCCAUACAUAGGAUUUCUUGUUCAAGAACAAAUUUUGCAGUAUAUAAUGUUCUCGUUAACCCUGGAUUUCAUUUUAGGCAGCCUUGUUUACUGGACCAGGUGCCAGAGUGAAUUUUCAAAUAAACCGUACAGUUUGCUGCUGUCCUUUUCUUUAGUUUUUCUCAGAAUGUAUUGUCGAUUUAUAAGCUGCCUUCGAUGGCAUCUCUUUAUACAUAAUAAAUGUAAAUAUAUAUAUAUAUAUAUAUAUAUAUAUA
Messenger RNA from Protopterus annectens (West African lungfish), 4755 nucleotides. It is a transcript of the gene USP15, whose product is annotated as ubiquitin specific peptidase 15. The coding region runs from base 32 to 2998 and encodes 988 amino acids. Gene Ontology annotation, molecular function: cysteine-type deubiquitinase activity. The transcript has 22 exons. Gene Ontology annotation, biological process: protein deubiquitination. Lineage: Eukaryota; Metazoa; Chordata; Ceratodontiformes; Protopteridae. The record is from RefSeq and is a predicted model, not a curated record.